AUGCGUCCGGCGGGAACCGUCGCGAGCGCCUCCGCGCCCGUCGCGUCCACGGCGGGACGGCGCGUCGCGUCCUCCUCCUCCUCCUCCUCCGCGCGCGCGUCGGGUCGUCGCUCCGCGGGAGGCGGUCGCCGUCGAGGUGACGAUCUCUUCUCGUCGUCGUCGUCGUCGUCGUCGUCGUCGUCCGCUCGCGCAUCGCGCGUCGUCGUCGCGUCGUCCUCGUCCUCGCGCGGCGGCGAGGACGACGCGUGGGACAUGACGCGGCUCUCCGACUUCGAGAGAGAGGCCAUGCGCGCGGAGUGGUCCCUGGAGUGCCGCCAGGUCGGACUCGACCACCUCGCGGACUGCUUCCAAAAACCGAGCGUCGCGAACCCGGCGGACGUCGCCGAUCAGACCGCGGAGGUCGCCGCGCUGAAAGCGGCGCUGAGCGAUGCGUCGAUCGACCCGAUCGAGCACGUCACGUCCUCGAUCGCGCCGACCGACGACGAGCCGGCGAAGCUGGCGUUCUUGAACGGCGAAGGCGUCGAAGAGAUCGCGCACACCGGGAACGGCACGUUCGACGCUCACUUACUCGGCGUGAAGCGCGUCUUGGGUGCGUCCACUUGUCACCCUGCCACGUCACCCAAUACCACCUCACCGACCAAUCACACCGCUUCGUUCCCGUCCACGUCAGCGUCCUGGGGGUGCUCGCCCGCGUUGCAAGACGCGGGACUGUUUCACAGCGUCUACGGCACCGAGGGGUUCCAGGGGUUCUGUCUCCCGUACGAGCGCCGGGACGACGUCCGCGCGCUCGUGGGCGCGUACGCGGAGCGACUCGUGUGGACGUUCUGCGUCGUCGACCGACUCUCGGUGGACAACGAUCUCGACGACCGGACGAAGAGCUGGCUCGCGCGGCCGGAGCUCGGCCGCUUCGACGUCGACGCGAGCGACGGCGAGUUAUCGGACAUAUCCGAUGACGCGGACGUGAAGACGCGUCGGCGCGACUUUUGGCACGAUUUCAUCACGCUGACGCUCGCGGAUUGGCUGGAACAGGUGGAGGGCGCGAGUCGAACGACGUCGGAGAUUUUCGAGUGGUUCGAACCCGGGGACGCGUGGGGGUAUCGCCGCGGCGCGUACGCGAGGAUGGUUGACAUCGUCGCCGCGCGGUACCCGAAAGCGCGGGUGUUGUACGACGCCGUGUACGCCAGGGAAGGGGAAAAGAGCAAGGGGGUGCGGCAGCCGAUCACGCCGCCGAUGUCGGAAGCGGCGAGGCGAGCGCGCGAGGGGAUGGAAAAGGUCGAGCCGAGGUUUCCGUGA
Messenger RNA from Micromonas pusilla CCMP1545, 1293 nucleotides. RefSeq lists its product as uncharacterized. The transcript has 2 exons. The record is from RefSeq and is a predicted model, not a curated record. Lineage: Eukaryota; Viridiplantae; Chlorophyta; Mamiellophyceae; Mamiellales; Mamiellaceae. The coding region runs from base 1 to 1293 and encodes 430 amino acids.